UAUUCGCUUGCCCAUCCAUUCCACCGGCACGCACGACCUCACCCGCCACCGCCAGUCGCCACGCCGCAAACCCCCCGCACCAAGCAAACCCGAACCAAGGAGGGAGGAGGCGGGCAGAGGCCGGGCGCGAUGGGGUGCGGGCCGUCCAAGGAGGACGCCGAGGGCGGGGCCGCGUCGCGGUGCCGGGAGCGGAAGCACCUGCUGCGCGCCGCCGUGCGGGCGCGCCACGCGCUGGCGGGGGCGCACGCGGGCCACGCCGCGGCGCUGCGCAACGUCGGCGCCGCGCUCACUGACUACGCCGCGGGGGAGGCCGACCGCCACGACGCCGCCGUCGUGCCGCGCUCCGCCUCCGCCGCGGCCGCGCUCGGAGGAGGAGGCGCCGCGGUGGCCGCGGCCGCGCUCAAGGCGCUCCCGCCGCCGCCGCUCGACGCCGUGCUCCCGCCGCCCCCGCCGCCCGAGGGCGAGCCCCCCGCCGCGCCGCUGCAGCGGUCGAUGAGCGCCCCCGACAUCCCGCUGCAGCCGCCCGUCCGGAAGGCCCGCUCCGGGGAGGCGCCCAUCAUGGAGGAGGAGGAGGACGGCGACGGCGAGGGCGACACCGCCCCGCCGCGGCGCCGCCGGGAGGAGGACGACACGCAGCUCCCGCCCCCGCCGCCUCUGCCGCCGGCGAACGUGCCCCCGCCCUCGCGCUCCCCGCCGCCCGUGCCCGCGCCGGAGGCGGCCCGCGGCGAACAGGCGCCGCGGGAGGGGAGUUUCCUGAACGACUACAUCUUCGGCUCCCAUGACGACGCCGUGCCACCGCCGCCGCCGCCCAGGCUGGACGCCCCCGCCGAGCCGUCGUGGGCGGCCGAGCGGAGGGAGCCCGCGCCGCCGCCCGAGCCCGAGAAGCGGCCUCCGCCGCCGGAGGAGGUGGUGGCCGAGGGCAAGAGGCUGGCGGUGGAGUCCCCCGCGGCGCGCCGGGCGGCGACGCAGAAGGCGUCGAGGAAGGCGGAGGGCAAGAAGGCCAGGGUCGCCAUGGUCACGCCGCAGCCGGUCAGGCUGGACGACGUCCUGCGCAAGCUCGACAAGCACUUCCUCAAGGCGUCCGAGGCCGCGCACGAGGUGUCCAAGAUGCUCGAGGCCGCGCGGAUGCACUACCACUCCAACUUCGCCGAGAAGCGAGGAUUUGUUGACCAUUCUGCAAGAGUGAUGCAAGUCAUCACUUGGAAUCGCUCAUUUAAAGGGAUCCCCCAACCACAGAAUGUCAAGAAUGAGUUGGACGAUGAUGAAUGGGAGACGCAUUCUACCGUACUUGAUAAGUUGCUUGCAUGGGAGAAAAAAUUAUGCCAUGAAGUGAAGGAAUUCGAGGUUAUCAAAGUGACAUAUCAACGAAAGCUAGCUGUUCUAAACAGGAAAAAGCAACGUGGUGUUAGUUCUUCAUCAAUCGAGAAGACCAAGUCCAUAGUUAGUCACUUGCACACAAAAUAUAUAGUUGAUUUACAAACGAUGGAGUCAACCAUUGCAGAAAUUAACCGCCUAAGAGAUCAGCAGCUUUACCCGAAGCUCCUUGAACUAGUGAAGGGGUUGUGGCAAAUGUGGGACGUUAUGUACACUCAACACAAACUACAGCUAAGGAUCAUCACAGAGCUCAAAUCUUCUGAUAUCUCGGUUGCUGCUCGGGAAACAAGUGAGCAACACCAUGAGCGAACUGUGCAGUUGUGGAACGUUGUUCAGGAGUGGCACACACAAUUUGACAAGUUUGUGACAUACCAGAAGGAGUAUGUAGGAAGCCUCUACAGCUGGAUCAAGCUAAAUGUAAUCCCCAUUGAUACCAACCUGAAGCCAAACUCAUCUCAGCCACAUGAGACCACACCUCCAAUCAAGAGGCUGCUGCAUGGUUGGCAUGAUAUGCUUGAGAAGCUCCCAGACGAUGCUGCAAAGAAGGCCAUACACAGGUUUGCGGAGGUGGUGAACACGAUCCUAGUUCAGCAGGAGGAUGAACUGAAGCUGAGGAUAAAAAUCGAGGAGACUAGGAGGGAUCGUGAUAAGAAGAGAAGGCAGUUCGAUGACUGGGCGCAGAAAAAUUGGGACAGAGGAGCAAGUAUUCCUGAUGGCAACAAUCCUGGGCGUGCUGACCCAGCGGCGGAACGGAAAGCCGUGGUAGAUAGGGUGGAGACUGCACUGAAAGACCUGGAAGAUCAGUAUAAGACCCAAUGCAGGGUAGUCAGGGAUAAGUCCCUCAAUCUCCUCCGGUCGAACCUGCCGGAGCUUUUCCGCGUUGUGUCAGACUUCUCCCUCCAGUCAGCAGGGUAUUUCAAGGGCUUGUGGUCGAUGGCGCAAACAAGUGACCAGCUGGAUGAUUGACCUGUGGGUGCCCGCUAUAUUUUGCUGUGGUGGCUUUUGUAUGUAUGUGUUGAAUUGAAUGUUGAUAGCUUGAUCUGUUGUUAUAUGUCAGUUUUGAGUUGCAGUUGUGCCAAAGGUGAAAGGAUGGCUGGCUCUGGUUCUUUUGGAGCUAUUCUGUUGUAAUGCAAAAUAUAGGUAUAGAAGCUCUAUAUAAUGUUGGAAAUGCGACUUAUGAUUUUGUAAUUUUUGUUCUUGGUUAUGACUAGUAUGUAUAGGUUUAGAUCAUGGCAUCUUGCAGCAAAACAAGGAGCACGUCUGCUUGGUUUAUCAUCCUUGUUUUAUUCCGCUUCUAAACAUGAUGACAAAACUAGUAUUGCUGUCCA
Panicum virgatum (switchgrass) is the source of this 2702-nucleotide messenger RNA. Its product is annotated as nitrate regulatory gene2 protein-like. The record is from RefSeq and is a predicted model, not a curated record. Bases 130 to 2340 code for a protein of 736 amino acids. NCBI's taxonomy places the organism in Eukaryota, Viridiplantae, Streptophyta, Magnoliopsida, Poales, Poaceae. The transcript is spliced from 4 exons.